Messenger RNA from Cyphellophora europaea CBS 101466, 1467 nucleotides. RefSeq lists its product as uncharacterized. NCBI's taxonomy places the organism in Eukaryota, Fungi, Ascomycota, Eurotiomycetes, Chaetothyriales, Cyphellophoraceae. Gene Ontology annotation, biological process: attachment of spindle microtubules to kinetochore. The record is from RefSeq and is a predicted model, not a curated record. The transcript is spliced from 4 exons. Gene Ontology annotation, cellular component: DASH complex; mitotic spindle pole body; mitotic spindle. The coding region runs from base 1 to 1467 and encodes 488 amino acids.
AUGACGCGACCUAGCUCAACGGCGCAGCAGCGUCAGUUGACAGCGACGGAGGAGUUGGAAAAACUAGAGCAGUCCAUCACCCUUACACUCCAAGAAAUCGACCACAACUUCAGUCGCGCACAUCGCAUAGUCACUUCAAGCAUACUACCGAUCGUUGAGCAGUACACCAAUCACUCUAGGGACGUCUGGGAAGGCUCCAAGUUCUGGAAACAAUUCUUCGAGUCCAGCGCAAAUGUGUCCCUGUCCGGCUAUGAAGAGCAGGCGCUUGCGAACUCGCACCUCCAUGAAGAGACCACUACGACCGAUGAUUCUCAAGCCACUACUUCACAUACAACCCUCGAGACCUCCGACUCGAUCUCCACCCCCACGGCGCAACACAUCUCGACAGACUCGAUUGCUGACCUCGACAUAUCCAACAUGACAUUGUCACCCUCCAAAUCCUCGACUCCGCGACCAAGGACCAAACAGCGCCUUGCUCAAGACUACUCAGCAUCUACACCGGCCUCGGUCUUUGUGGAAGACCCUUCUCCGUACGAGACAUUGCGACAAGAAGUCACUUCCACAGCGGUCGACAGCACCCUUGAAUCCGACCAAACGUCGUCGCUCUCCGAUACCCAGCCCGCACCGUCCACUCCUGGAGCACAAACCACGCACUUCGACCCCUCAGACAUUGCUCAAACGCCACAGUCUUCACCCUUUCUACCACCGCCUCCCUCGGAGAGGCGGCCCUCGACAUCUCGCAAGCAGACCGAUCCCCUCCUGCAUCGGAUCCUCGACAAAAACUACCGAGUCCAAGCCACUCCGCUCACUACGACUCGGCACCGUUCUCCUGUACGCGCCACGCCAGCCACCGCCCAACGAACGCGCGGCAAGCUCUUCGAGAGCACGCUAUCUUCGUCUCCGGAAGUCGCACCUCCACAGCUGCACACCGAGCUCUUCUCACCCGCAAAAGCUCGUGGUCCUCGCACGCCCGGUGUGUCCGUCUUGACGCCCGGAAGGCCCAAGGCCCGGCCCAGCCUACCACGCGGGCAGGAAACAGGCGUCUCAGCCAUGCAAACGCCACCGGCGCACAAGUCGGCUGCCCCAACAGGUGGCGCCUGGGAUUUUGACUCCGACGAGGAGGACACAGACCUGCAAUUCGGCAGCCCACCAAAGACCAUGCAAUUUCACGUGCCCCAGAACCGCCUGCUGAAAACACCUGCGAAAGAAGCCUCCCGCCGAAUAGUAGAUGACCUGCUGACCACCGCCGGUCUGUCUCCGCACCGCAACACGGCAGGGGAGAUCGAGAUCACCGAAGACGACCUUGAUCUCGAUGUCGAAAUCGGCGAGGAUGGCCAGUAUAUAUAUCAGUACGGGGACGAAGACGGUGAUCGCGCCGGGGACGUGGCUGUGGGAGAGCAGGAGGAGGAGGAGCGCUCGCCAACAGUCGUGCGCCCCGCCAAGGGCCUUGAAGACGAGACGUUCUAG